Molecule: messenger RNA, 1877 nt
Organism: Cucumis sativus (cucumber)
Lineage: Eukaryota; Viridiplantae; Streptophyta; Magnoliopsida; Cucurbitales; Cucurbitaceae
Product: (R)-mandelonitrile lyase 1
Exons: 4
Coding region: 38-1672 (544 amino acids)
Molecular function (GO): oxidoreductase activity, acting on CH-OH group of donors; flavin adenine dinucleotide binding
Source: RefSeq, a predicted model, not a curated record
ACUUUGUAUCCCAAUAACAUUUAGCUUUCGAAAGGCCAUGGAACAUUCUAGGGUUACCAUCCUCAUACUCAGCCUUAUGAUCUCUAUCUUUCAAUUACAACUUCACUCCUCACAUGCUAUCCCCAAUCAAGAUGUUAGCUACAUGAAGUUUGUUCAUAAUGCCACUGAUUUACCACCAAAAGAAGAAUAUGACUACAUAAUUAUAGGAGGUGGAACUGCAGGGUGUCCAUUAGCUACAACAUUAUCAUCAAAAUUCUCAGUCCUCCUUUUAGAAAGAGGCAGUGACCCCAACAAAUAUCCUUCUGUGUUGGAUGAACAAGGUCUAUUGAACGUUUUUGCUGCUGGAGAUGAUGGAAGAAAUCCCUUUCAACGUUUCGUCUCGGAGGAUGGCGUAGAGAACAUACGAGGACGAGUCCUUGGCGGAGGAAGCAUGGUCAAUGCCGGGUUCUAUUCGAGGGGACAUCGAGAGUUUUUCGCAAGUGCAGGUGUUGAUUGGGACAUGGAAUUGGUUGAGAAGGCUUAUGAAUGGGUUGAAGAAACUGUUGUAUCUCAACCAAUUUUGAAUGCUUGGCAAUCUGCUUUUAGAAGUUCUUUAUUGGAAGGUGGUGUUGUCCCUGAUAAUGGGUUUGAUUUAAGGCAUCUUGUGGGAACUAAAACUGGAGGUUCAAUCUUUGAUAAUAAAGGAAAUAGACAUGGAGCUGUGGAGCUUCUUAAUAAGGCUAAUCCCACAAAUAUUAAAGUUGCUAUUGAAGCCACAGUUCAAAGAAUCCUCUUCUCUGGUUUAUCAGCAAAUGGGGUGUUGUAUUCAGAUUCAAAAGGAAAGCUACACAGAGCAAUCAUUCGCAAAAAGGGAGAAAUCAUUGUAAGUGCAGGAGCCAUUGGAAGUCCUCAACUUCUCCUUCUAAGUGGGAUUGGCCCAAAAUCUCAUCUUUCAUCCUUAAAACUACCUGUCGUUCUUCACCAACCAUAUGUCGGCCAAUCCAUGUCCGACAAUCCCCGUUUUGGCACCAACAUCAUCAUUCCAUUUCCAGUUCUUCCUUCUUCUGUAAAAGUUGUUGGAAUUUUACAAGACAAUAUCUAUAUACAAUCUAUUGCCAGCCCUUUCCCAAUUUUAAUUCCCCAAAUUUUCAGUCUUCUUCCUCCUCAAGCCACUUCCAUCAUCCCAACCUUAGCCAUGUUUGUUGGAAAAUUCUCCGAAGUUCAUUCUGAAGGCUCACUUCGAUUAAAUUCCUCUACUAAUGUGAAAAAGAGUCCCAUUGUUGGAUUCAACUAUUAUUCACAUCCUGAUGAUCUUGGUCGAUGUGUUAAAGGUGUAAGAAAAAUGGGAGAUUUGCUUAAAACUCGAACUAUGGAAAAGAUUAAGACAAAAAAUUUGGAGGGUAAUAAAGGGUUUGAGUUCUUGGGUGUUCCACUACCGGAAAAUUUGUGGAAUGAUAGCUCUGUUGAAGAAUAUUGUAAAAAGACAGUGACUACUUAUUGGCAUUACCAUGGAGGAUGUUUGGUGGGAAAAGUGGUUGACGGUAAUUAUAAAGUGAUUGGAAUUAAAAAUCUGCGUGUUGUCGAUGGCUCCACUUUCUCUGAGUCGCCGGGAACUAAUCCCAUGGCCACUCUCAUGAUGCUUGGCCGAUAUGUUGGCCUUAAGUUACUCCAUCAAAGAUCGAAUCUCAAAUAAAUUACGAGGCCAAUUUUUGGUCAAUGUUCUUGUUAGUUGUUCGUCGGCUGCAUCUAUCUUGUUUUUUCCUUUAAUAUAAUUAAUGUGUAUUUUAUUAUGAUAGUUGUUUGUUCAUAUUUUUAAUGGGUUUCUAAAUAUUGUAUUAUUUUUUUCUUCUUAUUCCCACAAUAAACUUAUUGUUUUGUCUUCUCUUUUACUCAUAAAA